Molecule: messenger RNA, 3430 nt
Organism: Aedes albopictus (Asian tiger mosquito)
Lineage: Eukaryota; Metazoa; Arthropoda; Insecta; Diptera; Culicidae
Exons: 5
Coding region: 1560-2678 (372 amino acids)
Source: RefSeq, a predicted model, not a curated record
AAAACGCCUCUGGAAACGAUUUCCUACUGCCGGCGAUGUACACAUACCUGGUAAGGACCUUUUUCGCCCGCGCCAAUUCAUAGUAUCGCGAGCACUCGGCACGAAAGGACUUACAACCUAGUCCGCCCCGUUUCGUCAGAGUGACGGUGUGAGCAGAACAGGGUUAAAAAUUUAAGGAUCCAAAAGAAAAAAGUCGGAACCAGUUAUUGCUUUUCGUAACUAGAAACCGCUUUUGCCUUCAACUAUUUUCAUCAUCUAUUCGAGUAUCUUAUUGCAACUUAUGCUGCGCGUGUGACGAGAAAAAAAAAGAAAAUUAGAAAAGUGUGUCAGUGCUCUUGGCUGCGAUAUAGAACGGGAUUAAAUUGCGAUCGGCUUUCGUACGGGUCAAUACGAAAAAGUUUUUCACGUUCGUUGUUGUUGUGGAAAAAGUGCAAUCGAGCAGAAAACGCGACGCUUUGACCUGCAUCUAAAUUUAAGUUCCAAAGUUUUGCUGGGAAGAAAAUUCCGCUCGCGUGUAGUGUGUGCUUGCCGUAGUUAAAAAUAAAAUUCUUGAAACGCAAAUAUAUCAAUCCUCUAAUCAAAUUCACAUCUCCGCGGAAAGCUACCAAAGUGAGAAAUAAUUACAAAAGUGUUCUUAUUAUAGUAAACCUUGUUUAAAAGCUUGCUAUAGAAUCAACUCUAUUGGAGAAUACGCCUUAAUCCAACGUAACAAAGGAAAUUUUAGAAUUUUCAAAAGGAUACAUGCACGUAACAAAGUUUCCCGCACCACUACAUCUUUGAACCAGUCAGCGGAGCUUAUCAGAUCGGGAUACCAGGUCCUGUGAAUCCGCAAGCAAAGUUCCUCAUUCGCAAACUCAAGAACAAAUAUAGACAGUACCGCCACCAAAAUGAAGAAACGCGAUACCGAUUUAUGACUCGUAAAAACCAGAUCGGGUGGCUGUAAAAUAAAGGUGACGACCCGUUGUCUGCCCGCUGCUUCAACUGUAACAACGUACAACCUAGAGCCACCGAUUAUCACACCUCCCCAACCACCUACUCCAACCGAGCACGAAGCGACGGCAGUCACGUUUGAGCUUGGUGCAGGAACAGAAACCGCAUCCACCAUUAAGUACCAUAAGCAGCAACACAUCCACUCCGAAACUGCCACCCGAAUCGAUAAUACCGGCAAUUUGGACCAUACCAACAACAGUCAUCACCAUAGCUCAACCAACGAUUCCGGUAUCGACAUUCACCAUCACGCGAAUCCUGACACAACAGCCACCGUGGACCGACAACCAACAGACUACGUUAGGAAUAAAUCGACCACACGCAGUUGGCCGGUAAUACACCGGAACAACUCGUACCGGUACCAACUCCAACCGUCGGCGUACAACCACCGGCGGCAGCAGUCACAUCAAUAUUAUCAGUAUGAUUACGACGCCCUAACCGGUCUCAACUAUCCUUCAAAUGAUACCAACAACAAUAUCAACUAUAGCACAAACGAAGAUUAUCUAGUCAGUAGCAGUUACGACAAAUCCCCUAGCAUCGAUAGCUAUUAUUAUCAGCACUAUAGGCCCAGUAUGCAACAAUCGACCACCACAAUGACCACAACUGCAGGACAAGGUGGCGCCGCUAUUACUUCCACCGCCCAUCAUCAGACGCAAUCCGGUACCACUUGUUGUAUGAUGCCACCGCCGGUUCUAUUCCUUUUCUUCACCCUGCUGAUGACAUCGAGCGCGACGGCAAUGCUCUGUGCGGCCAUCAUGACCGACCACUGGGAGCACGUGUCCUGGAAUCGGGAGCACCUGGACCGACUGACUAACAAGUCGUCUAUCGAGCUACAGUGGUACCUCGAUGGACGGGCGGCCAAGUUUUCCGUCUCCGAAAUGCACCGGAAGUCCAUCGAUGCCAUGAGUAAGGAACUCAACUCUACUCGGAACGUGUUGAAGUUCAGUAUGCCACCCAUCGACAAACGAGCGAACGUAUUUCUAGUGCCGAUGAACGGUGGCAUCUGGACGCUCUGCAUCGCGCUUACCGCGGAGGAAAUCCGGUCGCUAUCGGGCGAUGGUUUUCCCCAAGUUGAUCAGUGUGUCAACUAUCUUGCCGACAACACCGAUAGCGGCGGACAAAUCAACGAAGAAAAUUCCCGCGCUGAAUGGCAGCACAGUGAGUUCCAGCCCUCAUUACAUCCGCAUUUAAGUAGGGAUGCAGAACCUAUCGAUCUCGUGCUCAUUGGUGUGCCUUAUCAUACUGGGCAGUGCGGCUUUGGUUGGGGCCUUCGGCGUGUGUCAACGACAGAUCAGCGCCGUGUUGGUCACUGGCGUUAUGUACCUGUUGGCCGCACUGUUUGCCCUUUUCACCCUUAUGAUAAUACACUUCAAGCGGCAGCAAGGACGUCCACUGACGGAUAUCGACUAUGGCGUCUCUAUCGACGGGGUGGUCGCCGUCAAACCAGACUACAUGUACGCACAACCAUUGCUGAAUGCACGGGUCAUCGUCACCGCCUGGAGCCUCAACCUCGGUUGGGGUGGGGUGGUCCUUUGUGCGUUCACUUCGUUCCUCUGGAUAUUGCUAUCCAAGAUCAUGAGAUUCAACCCACUGUCGGCAAUGAUUUGAUGAUUCAAAAUAAAAUUCAACAAAGUGGCCGUUUACAACGUGACGUGAAUCGGAUUGUGGUUAUUAUAAAUCGUACAAUCUAGCUAAAAUCCAUUAUUGCGUUUGAAGCGUUUGUUUCCGCUUAUUCAACUCUAGGCAUUUUAGAACAAAACAAAUUAAGUUCUCUCAACCCAUCAGUAUCAGUAGAGGCCUACCCUAUUUACAACUGUCACCUAAUACAUAUUGAAAAAUACCCAUCUAGAACGAAUUCCGUACCACCUCUUAGAGCAUAACAUAAAUACCCAAGAAUUGCGAGCGAUUUCUCUCCCCUUUAGAUCAAAUCAAAACCAGAAGACUUUUAUCGCUUCACAAUAGAAGAUCAAUUACUUACAACACUAUUUGAGGAAGCUCAUCUCGAAACCGCUUUCGAUUUCAAACGAAUAUCUAAUAUACACACAUGCUUUUUGCAGAAUCGUAUAAAAUCAAAAAAAAAGAAAUUAAAAACUAAACGCAAGGUUCGACUUUAUUGCAAUGCUUUCAUUGCUAGAUUUUUCUAUUCUACAUUUUUAUUCCUUUUCCAAGCAUCAUCCCCAGAAAAAAAAGAUAUCGAUGAACGAAAAAGUAAUAUUUAUCACAAAAAUACAUCAUCAAUGAAAUGUCAUCAACACACAAACUACAGACAAGAGACACAGCCAGAUUCCACUAAGCCGCGUUAUAUCAACUUUAUUCGGCACAAGCUCUAAUACUGUAGGUCGAGUAUAAUAUAUUUUAUGUAAAUGCUUUGCCUUAACAAAACUGAAACAGAAUGCAUACAGAUUCACUAUACACAAAUAAAAGGACAGAAUACUAUCAGAGA